Messenger RNA from Pseudopodoces humilis (Tibetan ground-tit), 2466 nucleotides. RefSeq names its product TRAF3 interacting protein 3 (gene TRAF3IP3). The record is from RefSeq and is a predicted model, not a curated record. NCBI's taxonomy places the organism in Eukaryota, Metazoa, Chordata, Aves, Passeriformes, Paridae.
AGGGCAGCUGGGGCGAGUUCCUGCCCACCAACACCCGGCUCAGCUCGCCACUCGAGGGGCAGGACAGGAGCCUGGCACCAGGGCAGAGGCCCCGGGGGGACACGGCCACCAUGCCCAGGAGGGCUCGGCCACAGCGGCGGCGGUGCCCGGGCGAGAGCAGCGAGGAGAGGAGCGAGAGGAGGCAGGAGGAGAGGGAGAGGCUCCGCUGCAGGAACAACACCAGCACCUGCCGCCAGCUGGCCCGGCCAGCCCCGCAGCCAGAGCUCAGCCCCCGCCAAAGGGAGUUCCUCAGGAGGAGGAACCUGGUGGGACAGGCCCAGGAGACCCUGCAGGGACAGGAGCCCCAGGCACGGACCCCUCCGGACCCCUCCUCACGGCUGGAGCCCAGACCGGGCAUCCUGCUCCAGGGUCCGAGGAGCUGCUCCACAUUCCCCCCUGCUCAGUCCCUGCUGAGCCUCAGCAUCCCCCAGGGACCAGGGGACUCUCUCAGCACCCAAGGAACCCAGAGCCUCCCAAAGCCAAGCUCAGGAGUGAGAGACUCGAGCCAGCAGACAGACUGGGGAAUAGCAGUGUUAAAUAAGGAAAUGGUGCAGCUCUCCAACUACCUGACGGAGGCCCUGCACCGCGAGCUGCUGCUCAAGCAGAAGAUGGUGAUUUUACAGCAGCUUUUGUCCACUCUGCUCCAGGCAUCAGAGAAAUCCUGGCAGGGUCAGCUGAACGAAGACAAACUGAGGUGUAAACUCCGGGUGCUGGAAAAUCAGCUGCAGGCCUGCAGCCAGAGUUACUCAAAGGAGUGUGUGAAGAAGAUCCUGAUAGAGAUGGAGGACCAGAAGCAGACCUACGAGCAGAAGGCUAAAGAGGCUCUUCAGAAGAUGCUGGAGGACAAACUCCAAACAGAGCAGCAGCUGCAAAACUCUCAGAGAAGCCUGGCAGAGACGCGAGAGGACCUUGCCCUCUGGAAAGAGCAGGAUGCCACGCUCAGAGCCGAGCUGGCCAAGGUGACCACAGCACACACCGAGCUCAAGAACAGCUUCCAGGCUUUACAGAGUGAGCUCCAGCGAGCGGAUGCCCAGAGCGAGCGGCUGCGCCGGGAGCUGCGGGAGCUGCGCUCGGAGCGCUCGGAGCUGCUGCACACAGCCAGCGCCCUGCGCAGCGACAGCCACACACGGGCCACCCUCCUCCAACACCUCCAAGAUAAACUGCAGAAGGAACAAGAGCAGAAGGUAACACUGGAGGCAACAGUCAGCCAUUUGCAGAACUUGAUCCACAACCAGAACAACCAAGGGAAGAGCCAGGAGGUGACGGUGCAAAGGAAAGGCCAGGUUUUCAUCACACAGACCCCACCUCUCACUCCUGCCAAGGAAAAACAAAACGCUCUCUUAGAGCACCCCGAGGAGGAGGAGGAGGGAACAGAAAGUCUGAAGGAUGAGAUGAAGAAAAAGGCAUCCCAGCUGACAGCAAAGGAGAACGAGGAGCACCAGGACACACAGGCAGAGGAGCCAGGCCGUGCCCCGCUGCGGGUGAAGCUCUGCAGCCGCUGCAGCAGCCCGGCCUCUCGGGGGGUGCACAGAGCCGAGGGGACCCCUCCUGCUCCGAGCCCCGGGCUGUGCUCACGGCGCUCGGAGCUGCGCUCGGAGCUGGAGGCGCUCAGCGAGCAGUACCGGUCCUGCCUGACCCAGCUGCGCCAGUGCCGGGAGCAGCUGAACCGCGGCAGCCGGGCACAGAGCGGUCCCUGGAUCCCUCUCCUGGUGGCAGUGGCAGCAGUGGCCAUCGCCACCUUCCUGGCGAGUUACAGGCUGUGAAGGAGCUCCCCGAGGACUGACUUCACUGCAGGAACUGACCUGCUUCGCCAAAAGCAACCUGACCUCUCCACACCUUCUGCAGUUUUGUGUGUGCACACCGGGCUCGUAUCCCGAGCUGCUGUCACUCCAGACAAUUCCCGAGGGGACAUCUCCCCUCCCUCGGCUGCUUUCAUUGCCCUGCUCCUGCUCAAGGCUGCCCUGCCCAGUGAGCACUGGGGGAUCCAGUGAGGGACAAAGCCCCUCUGGCCACCGCUGCUGUGGCCGCACAGGGCGACAGGGACGGGGCAUCCUGUGGGGUUUUAUUCCCCCAGGUUCUCCUCCUGCAUUUACUGCCCCUCUAAAUGGGAGGUACUCGUCCUGGGCCAUCUCUACUCUUAGAUGACAAAGAAACUCAGCUCAGGGGGGCUCUUUAGCAGUGUCCUCACAUGUCCUGAGCAAUUCUCCCACCUCACACCCAGCAGGCCCUGUUCUACCCCACUCCUCCAGCCUCUCUAGUGGCCGAGCAUCCCCACAGCCAUACCUGCUUCCCUUUCACCACCAGCACCACAUGAAUUAACCAGACGGGGUUUUAAAGUGCCUCUUGCAGCUGCACCGUGCAGGUUUUUCAGCAGCACUUGCCCCUCAUUCAUGUGCGGGCUCAGACACAACACAGGCCAUGUCACCA